AUGGUAAAGGAUACUGGUGAAGGUCAUCUUCACAGAGCUUAGUAGGAAAGAGGCACAACAGCAGCUUGAUGAGAUGAAGCGUGCCCUUAUAUUGUCGUCUAGCAUGAAGUCCAAGGGUGAUCAUUCAUCAUAUUCCCAUGAAAGUUUUAUCCAUUCAGAUUCUAGGUUGUCAGCCUGUGAUCCUGGACAACCCUACUCACAAUAUUCAAGCCCCUUGUUGGGACUUCAAACAGAUUUUGGGACAGGCUCUUGGAUUGGUCCUCCUGGACAUGCUUCGCUGCCAAACCCUGCCAACGCAAUUAAAGGAUAUACAGGGGUGGAGCAUUCUGUCGCAUUAGCGGCAAUGCAGCCUCGUCCUUACAACAAUGUGAGUAGAGAGGUUCAUGCAUCUGUGGGUCUUCUUUUCUUUUAUAUUUUUCAAUACAUGGUUUGGCUUUAUUUGAGGUGGUUGGGGGUUCCUUUAGUGUUUGGGAUAGCGUUUAAUAUGAGCUCCGUUCUAACUAUACAUACAUCUUUUUAGCUUCCUAUCAUUGAUUUUGUGUUCUGCCUUACCAGUCCAUGUUACUGGAAGAUCACUUUUAUGAAGGAUAGGCUUUUCAUUGUGGAAACCAACUUUGAAACUUUGGAAACCACUUGCUGGAAUAUGACCCUCUAACUUGUAAAAUAUUCUCUCUUGAAUUUUUAUACUUG
Chenopodium quinoa (quinoa) is the source of this 690-nucleotide messenger RNA. RefSeq lists its product as uncharacterized. The transcript has 4 exons. NCBI's taxonomy places the organism in Eukaryota, Viridiplantae, Streptophyta, Magnoliopsida, Caryophyllales, Amaranthaceae. The coding region runs from base 74 to 520 and encodes 148 amino acids. The record is from RefSeq and is a predicted model, not a curated record.